AUGACGAAUUCGGGUCUUGAAUCAUCUUAAUACGCUGUAAGUGACCGAUCCUUUUAAUUGUUUAAGAGUACAUUAUUUCUGUGUUAUCUGUUCCGCCUUUUGUUUUUUGUCAGGCAUACCGAUGAACAGCCCUAAUAAGAAGGCCGCGCUCUGAAGUGAUGGUGAAAGCGUCAGCUGUUUGGUUGUGAUGGCAAGUUCGUGUAAAUGUGUUUCUGUGUACUGAAAAAGUGCAGCACAGUAGGCUGCACCGGGUAAUUUGAAAAUACAAGGAUCUUGCUAUUAUUCUGUGUAAAAUCAACUGGUCCGGCUCAGGUGGUUCGCACUGAAGAAGAAAGCAGUCAGAGCCGGCUCGGGAGGAAGAAUCACGCAGCUUCUUUUUUCGCAGGUUCCUCUUGAUGGUUAACCAAGCAGAUUUGGCAGAGUCCAGUUCUUCAUCCACCUGAAUUUUUUUUUUGUAUAUACCUUCAUUCAAAGAUGUACUGUCUUCAGUGGUUGCUGCCAGUGCUUCUUAUCCCCAAACCUCUUAAUCCUGCUUUAUGGUUCAAUCAUUCAAUGUUUAUGGGAUUCUACCUGUUGAGUUUCCUUCUAGAGAGGAAACCUUGUACCAUCUGUGCCUUGGUUUUUCUGGCAGCACUUUUCCUAAUCUGUUACAGCUGCUGGGGAAACUGCUUUCUGUACCACUGCAAUGAUUCUCCACUUCCAGAGUCUGCACAUGAUCCUAACAUCAUAGGCACUUAAUACUUUGUGAUCCUCAACAUCAUAUUUCUGAGCUUUUUCUUUUUAAUGUUAUUUCUGCAUCAGAUUCGGCAAUCUGAAAUGCUCAGGCUGUGAAUGAUUUUCUUUCCACAAUGGUGUGAAGUUCGCCUGUGGGGAUAGUUCCUUAGUAGGAGACUUUUUUUUUUUUUGUUAACAGCCACCUGUCUGUGGGCUGGGAGGUUUGCAGAGCACCCAACUGUUUUGGGUGUAUUUUGCAUGGACACUCUACUGCUUAGUUAUGAAUGCACAGAUGCAGUGCCACUAUGUGAACAUAAUCAUUUUGUGAUUUUUUUUUUUUUUUUUAUAUAUAUAAAGUGUUUCACAAAUGUGUAAUUCUGCUAAAGGAUUAAGAAACAAUAAAGACAUUUAGUUGGGUCUAAUGUCCGUAAGAAUUUCUUUCAAAUUUUCCUGUUGCUGGAGAAAAACACAGAGAAGAAGCAUGGCAAUAAUGUGAUGGAAUUUGUUUCUGUCAUUGUGAUGGAGAUGUUUUAAAGUGACACUGUAACAAAUUUUAAUAAUAAAAAAGUAGUGCAAUGCAUUUGUAUCUUUUUUUUUUUUUUUUUUUUGUAUUCAUGGAGGAGGGAAGGAUUUCAAAGAAAGCACAAUCUUCUGGUGGCUCAAGAACUGAUUUUUUUUUUUUUUUUCAAUCCAAAAUAUGAAUGAAUUAUUGUAAUUAUUGUAUGGAGUUUUAAUCCACUUAUCAAAGUCUACGGCUGCAUUCAGUAAAUAUGCCCUGCAUUUUGUGAUUGUGCUCAUUACCAGUGUCUUCCCCUAACUAUUUUCACCAUGAAAUACUUAUCCUGUCUUUUGUGGUUGCUACCAUCAUUAAUUACUCCAUUACAUUGCCUCCAAGACCAUAUUCCUUCAGGACACAUUGUGGUCCCAUAAAACUAUUUUAAAUUAACCCCACUACCAUUUUGAAUUAUUGCAACUAAGAAAAAAAUGUAUUAAUAUUGUUUGUUAUUUUAAGUUUAGUCACAUCGCUGACUAAAGAUUCUUAAAUGUAUGAUUUUAUUUUUAACCAGUGUUGGCACAGAAGUAUGUAUGUUGUAAGAAAAGUGUUAUUCUGUUUGGCUCAGUGUUGUAUUGCAAUUAGAAACCAUUACAUCAGAUAUUUUUAAUAUGGUUUACUUUCAAAAAGAUGGGACUGUCCUAAUGGAUAAAGUACAUUAUAUGGCAGUAUUUCAGUGUGAAAUACUUCUUUUUGUUGUGUUUUUUUUUAGUUUCAAGACAUUCAUUUGUGUGUGUGUUUGGGCAGCAUACAUGGUAAGUAGCCAAGCAACUUUAUACUCUUGGCCUAAAUAUAACACAAGAUGGUAUAUCUGUCAGGUGGAACAUAAAACCUGUUUUUCAUUUUCUUUGAAUUCAAGCCUUGACUGCCUUUUGUUAGUCCACUGUUGUUACACUUCGAUUUCAGUUUGGUGAUCGCCUCCGUUCUUUUGGUCAAUAUUGCCCUACAACAUUCUGUAAAUAUAUAUGUACACUUAACACGUGACAGAGAAGCAGCUGUUCUAUUUUUGAUAGUUAUGCUCACUCAGGUGAAAUUGGAUCUGCUAGCAUAAAUGCAAGUGGUAAUCUCAGUCCUGAAGUGGCAGCCUCGUGUCGUCAUAAUCAAGUCUUGAGAGAGGGAAGAGCGAGUUUAUGUUGCUGAUCUCUGUGUUGAUACAAUGGCUGUUUAAUGAUGCAAUGUUUGCACAAGUGCUAUACUGUACAUUAGCCUGGGGAUUUUUUUUUUAUUUUCUUUGUAUAAAAUUUAUUUUAUAAUCCACAUUGGAUACAAAUUUCUUCAGUGUGUAUAAAGUUGUGUCUUGGAAAAACUAUAGAAAUGUACUGCUUAUUUAAUAUCUUCUGUCAGAAUAUGGUCAGUUGCUGAGUUAUUCAGCUAGUACAUUUUUAUGGCCCGUUUUGUUCACUUGUAAAAGUAAAGACAUGAUCUUAAAUCUGGGUAUUUUAUAUAGGGUAAUUUUGACAAUGGAGGGAAGGAGACUACAUUCUUUUUUUUUUUUUUUGGAUAUUAUCAUAUAUACACAUGUAUGUGCUCAGACAUUUUCAAUUAAAUAAUUGAUAACUUUUUAAGCAGCUUGAUGACCCAUUACCUAGAGGAGAAACUUAGUCAUGUGUAUAUUGCCAAAGGCUUUUGUUAUUGCCUGAUUUUUCCCUGAUUAUUUUCUGUAACUUUGCAUUGACGCUCAUUGUAUUUUUCCUCAUAUCUAUAAUUUUUUGGCCUGAAGCAUGAUUUGCAAAAUGUUCUCAGAAUGGUUUAAGGCUAAUAAAUGAGUUUAUAAAACA
Molecule: messenger RNA, 3045 nt
Organism: Erpetoichthys calabaricus (reedfish)
Lineage: Eukaryota; Metazoa; Chordata; Cladistia; Polypteriformes; Polypteridae
Gene: blcap
Product: bladder cancer associated protein
Exons: 2
Coding region: 475-738 (87 amino acids)
Source: RefSeq, a predicted model, not a curated record